AUGGCAAUUUCUGUUACCAUUUUACUGGCUUAUUUGGUCGUACAUGCUUCAUCACAUGGCGUAGUGACCAAGAUCACCGGUGCUAAUGGCGUAGAAAUGCCCGGCUUGUCAGUUGCUGAUGGCACGCCUCGGGACUGCUCUUCUAAUGGUUGUGGCUCUCAAGCAGACACGGCCAUCAUUCGCGAUAGAGAGAUCAAUAGUGGUGAAGUUGGACCUCUGGGCCGAACCCAAGGCAAUGGGCCCAUCGAUGCCGCUACGAUGAUCCAGAGUUUCAUGGGUGCUGCCUCUGCGCCAACCAACAAUGGUAGUGGAGUAGGUGUGGAAGAUGAUCUAUCUGGCACACCUGUCGCGUCCAAAGCUAGCAAGAACGCUGCCCGAGGCAAAUCAGCCCCACGACAACUGGGUCGGCUCGCCGGUGGUCUCGCCGGGCUGUUUGGUGCCGGCGGUGAUGGCGAUAAGAACACUGGACCUCCUGAAAGCAAUGUUGCAGCCACUGCCGGCACAGGUGCCACCGAGGGCCUGCCUACCUGUGCUGACGACGGCACUAUCACCAUGACCUACCGUCAGAUCAACCAAGAUGGUGCUGGCCCUCUUGAGGCCAUGGUCGACGGCACCUCUGGUGGCACUGAUAUGUCUGCCUUCCAAAACGCCGAGGUGACCCAGGAUGUUCCAGGGCUUGGUAUUCAGGGCCUGUCUCUGGCCACCACAACAGAUUUUCCACUCCAGGUACAAAUGCCAGCAGGAAUGACUUGCGAUGCGAGCGUUGGCGGGGCUGACAAUGUCUGCGUUGUACGCGUGAGGAAUGGCGCAGGUGCUGGUCCCUUCGGCGGAAGCGCCGCUUUCACUCAGAGCCCGGCAGCACGUAAACGUGCACUCGCAUAUCGUAUGAGAAAACGUAUGGAGGUUGCUUUCAAGGCGUGA
Phaeoacremonium minimum UCRPA7 is the source of this 921-nucleotide messenger RNA. Its product is annotated as putative cell surface protein. The transcript is spliced from 3 exons. Bases 1 to 921 code for a protein of 306 amino acids. The record is from RefSeq and is a predicted model, not a curated record. NCBI's taxonomy places the organism in Eukaryota, Fungi, Ascomycota, Sordariomycetes, Togniniales, Togniniaceae.